UACUCUCUUCUGACUUAUAUUUCAGGGAUGGCUUUGACUUUUGAGUGGCUUUUACAACUUGUAACAGCUUUUAUUUUAUAUAUGUUUUAAUGUAAUUUCCAGUACCCCAAAGCUCAGGGUGCAAUGGGAAGAAGUCAAGGAGAUUUUGUGUACCCGCAGGGCCAGGGUGCCAUGAGCAGUGGAUGUGUGUGGGAUUUUGACCCCACCCCAAAGGGCAAAGUGCCAUGGAGUAUGUGUGUGUGUGUGUAUCUGUCUGUCCAAGGCACACUUGCAGAGGGUAAGAAGCCAGUAGACAGUGGGUGGGUGUGGAAUUCUGGCACACACCAGUGGCCAUGGACAGUGGGUGGGGUGGGAAUCCUGGCACAUAUAAGGGACAGGAAAGGGUCUGUGCUGCGGGUCACCAGCCAAGCUGUGCCUAUUCAGUGACGGCAGUGGGAAGUUUUCCUGGGAUGUCAUCCUGCUGGCUAUAGAUAGCAACCCCAAAGCUCCUUAGAGAGAAACCUCUUACCAGUCACUUUCCACAAAUGGUACAUACACCUAAAGGUACUUAGCGAAAAUCCUUGAGAGGUAUUUAAUGCUAAAGCAGCUAGUCUCCUCAGUGUCUCUCUGAAGCCCACACAAACACACACAGGCAGGGAGAGGUGCAAGACAUCCCAAGGACCAGUGAGUGGCUUUGCCGCCCCAAGAGCUCGCCAAGAUGUGUGACAUGGGGGGCCUGGACAACCUGAUUGCCAACACAGCAUACCUGCAGGCCAGGAAGAGCACAGAAGGGGACACCAAGGAGAUGCAGAGGAGGCGCAAGAGCCUCUCACUGCCCAAGCCUGAGCAGUGCACAGAGGUCAGGCAGGCCCUCCCGGCUGAGUAUGAGAGCAUCUGCGAGCAGCAGCCCAUUGGCAAAAGGUUCUUUAGGGAUUUCUUAGAGACCAUGCCUGAAUACCUGGUGGCCAAGGACUUCCUGGAUGAGGUGUCCAACUGGGAGCUGGCAGAGGACAAUGCCAAGAGUAGCAUCAUGCAGAGCUUGGUCACCAACUUCCUGAAGUCCGGCUCCAAGGGCUACCUAGCCUUCAUGAGCUCAGACCUGGCCAGCAAGUGCCAGGCUGCCACUGAGAAGGACUAUGAGAGUAUCAUGCAGCUGGCCAAGGAGGAGACCAAGGCCUUCCUCCGGGAGAAACCCUUCCAGGACUUCCAGAGAACCCCCUUCUAUGACAAGUUCCUGCAGUGGAAAGUCUUUGAGAGGCAGCCAGUGAAUGAGAAGUACUUCUAUGAGUUUCGGGUGCUGGGCAAAGGUGGCUUCGGAGAGGUUUGUGCCAUCCAGGUGAAAAAUACUGGCAAGAUGUAUGCCUGCAAGAAACUGGAUAAGAAGAGGCUGAAGAAGAAAGGUGGGGAGAAGAUGGCUCUGCUGGAGAAGCAGAUCCUGGAGAAAGUUAACUGUCCUUUCAUAGUCACCCUGGCAUAUGCCUAUGAAAGCAAGAGCCAUCUGUGUCUUGUUAUGAGCCUCAUGAAUGGAGGGGAUCUUAAAUACCACAUCUACAAUGUGGGAGAGAGGGGCUUGGAAAUGAACAGGAUCAUCUUUUAUUCGGCUCAGAUCACCUGUGGGAUUCUGCAUCUCCACUCCAUCAGAAUCCUGUACAGGGACAUGAAGCCAGAAAAUGUUCUCCUGGAUGAUAAUGGCAACUGCAGAUUGUCUGAUUUGGGCUUGGCAGUGCAAGUCAAAGAGGGGAAAACCAUCACCCAGAGGGCUGGGACUAAUGGUUAUAUGGCUCCUGAAAUCCUGAAGGAAGAGAAUUACUCCUACCCCGUGGACUGGUUUGCUAUGGGAUGUAGUAUUUAUGAGAUGGUUGCGGGUCGAACUCCAUUCAAGGAUUUCAAAGAAAAGGUCAAUAAGGAUGAAGUGAAAAAAAGAACCUUGGAAGAUGAGGUGAAAUUUGAACAUGCCAACUUCACAGCGGAAACAAAAGAUAUUUGCAGGCUGUUCUUGGCCAAGAAAUCAGAGGACCGUUUAGGAAGCAGGAGCAGUGACGACGAUCCAAGAAAACAUGCUUUCUUCAAAACAAUUAACUUCCACAGGCUGGAGGCAGGCCUCAUAGACCCCCCUUUUGUGCCAGAUCCAUCAGUUGUCUAUGCCAAAGAUGUUGCAGACAUUGCUGACUUCUCUGAAAUCCGGGGGAUUGAGUUUGAUGACAAAGAUAAGCAAUUCUUCAAGAAAUUUGCGACAGGUGCUGUCCCUAUACCAUGGCAGGAAGAAAUUAUUGAAACAGGACUGUUCGAAGAACUGAAUGAUCCUAACAGAGUAGCUACUGGGGGAUGUGCAAACGGAGGUGAAGCCAAGUCAGGAGUUUGUUUGUUGUUAUAAAUAUCACAUCAUUAACAAAAAGGGUGAAAAUGUACCACACAAUUUUCCAAAUUCUAACAGUGUUUCAAAAACUCAGCUAAGCUGUUUAACAAGAACCGAUCAACCUAAAAUAUGACCUCAACAGGACAAGUAGGAGCACAAGCUGAAUAGACAUUCUACUACUUUGUUCUAGCAACAGAGAAUCUAUUUAUUGUGUUGGAAGCUAUCAAGAUAAAGAAUCAGGUUUAUUUUAGGAAACAUAGAAGGAUAGCACUCCAUCACUCUGUGUAUGUGAAAUAUGAAAGCAAUAACAGGGUGAGGAGGCACUUGUUCUGAAAAUGAAUGAGUCUGCCAUUAUAAUACACUCAUUUCCUUUCUUGAUCUCUCUCUCCUUUUCUUAAUUCAAAUGUUUCCCUUUGUUCUAUAGUUUUCAAUAAAGGCUUUUAAAUGAUGAAGUAAUACUCUCAGUAAUUAGACAAUGAAUUUGGACUUCAUGAAUCAGAGCAAACUUAAGAAUCUUUUGGUUAUCUUGAUUUCUGAGUUCACCUUAGUCACUGAAUGAUUUAGUAAUAAUAUGUCCAAGUUCUCAUUAAUGUAAAAAAUUCAGUAGGAAUAAGGACGGAAAGAAUAAGUCAAAUUCUCCUCUAUCUUAACUUAAUCAGACUGAGGGUGAACUAGUGAAAUUGAGAAAAGAAAUUUACUUAAUAUUGUGUAAGCUUAUGCUUUUGAGUAGUUAUAUUAUAGCUUAUAUGAAGAAAUUGAUGUUUGUGAAUGUACAUUCAUUUUUUUUGUUACCAAGUUCAACUUUCCAUCAGGUUUCCUGAUAUAUGUGUCUAUAUUUGGUUUAAACUGUAGUUUAAAUUAAACUACAAAUAGAUCACACCAGUUUGUAACUGGCCUUUAAAAAGAGAAGUUUCUAAAUAUAAUAGCAAUGUUAAUUCAAUCAGUCACAAAA
Trachemys scripta elegans is the source of this 3287-nucleotide messenger RNA. RefSeq names its product G protein-coupled receptor kinase 7 (gene GRK7). The record is from RefSeq and is a predicted model, not a curated record. NCBI's taxonomy places the organism in Eukaryota, Metazoa, Chordata, Testudines, Emydidae. The transcript is spliced from 4 exons. Gene Ontology annotation, molecular function: ATP binding; rhodopsin kinase activity. Gene Ontology annotation, biological process: protein phosphorylation; regulation of signal transduction; signal transduction. The coding region runs from base 698 to 2353 and encodes 551 amino acids. Gene Ontology annotation, cellular component: cytoplasm.